Molecule: messenger RNA, 873 nt
Organism: Moneuplotes crassus
Lineage: Eukaryota; Ciliophora; Spirotrichea; Euplotida; Euplotidae
Source: the annotation of a GenBank genome assembly
GGGAAAUUGGGCAAUAAUUGAAUGGAUAGCAGAAAAGAGAUAUUUAGCAAGUCGGGAUUUUAUAUUACAAUGCUGCCUUAUUUUGGAUAUUAUAAGAAUUGGAAGAAGCUUAUGAUAAGCCUUAGCAAACAGAGUAGACUGUUUUGGAAGAAUAACAUGGUGGCGAUGAGGACAUUGGAUAAGAUGAAGUUCAGGGACACAACUGAAAUCAUAGAGAUUCUUGGAAAGUUUGGGAUCCAAGCAGACAUCACUUUUGACAAAAAAUUGAGGAUUAAAUUUCUAAUAUCAUCAAAUUCCAGAACAGAGGUAGAGUUGUCAAAAGCUUUGGAAGAUAAAGCACUUACAAGCUGAGAUACCGUUAGCUUUGAUUUUUGUGAUAACAGCUUAAAUGAAAUCGCAUUUUUCAUCAUUAUUGCUCAAAAGUGUAUUACUCAAGCAAGGGUCCUGCAAUUCGAAAAUCUCUUAUCCAUAAAUGGACAUUUAAGAGGCAUUCUAAGCUUAAGGAAUUCAGACGUGCUGAAUGGUUUUCUCAAAGAAAAUACUCUUGCUAAUAAAAUUACUGAAAUGAAGUUUAAAAAUUGCUUGCCAAGUUUCUUCCUGAUCUGAUUCAUCUAUGAUAUGGGCUUCAUCCAAACUACCUUAGAGUAUACAACCUUGACUUCUGAUCAGUUGAGAAGAGUCCAGAAUUAUUCAAAAACUUUUCCCAAAAGUACAAUUCCCAAAAAAAGAUCGAUCAUAUUUCAUGUAAACGGCUGUAAAGAUAUUCCAAAAGAAAGAGAGCAAUUUAUAAAUGAACUGAUGGAGAUGAGAAUAUUUAUUCUAAUGGCAAACAACAGUAAAACUUUCAAUCUUUCUUAUCGUUUUGACUCAUAA